GUGCCUUCAUCCAUACAAGCAAUAGGCAACAAGAUGGUCACGGAAGGUGACAAUGUGACUCUGAUGUGUAGUGCAUCCGGAAUACCUCCUCCAAUGGUGUCUUGGAUGAAGCCUGAUGGUCAGCGUCAAAAUGGAUACAUGCUGAGUGUUGUAAACAUUAACAGGAGUCAAGCUGGCGAAUACAAAUGUGAAGUCAGUAAUGAAUGUGGCAAUGCAACAGAGACAUCAACAAUUGAUGUGCAGUGUAAGUUUGUGGAUAGAUUAUUGCAUUUAUUGUCGUUACUUUGACCUUAUAAUCUUAAUUGGCAUACUUUAACAUUACUUCUUCCGAAGUCUUACAUCAUUUGACCUGAAUCUGAAUUGCAGAAAAAACCCCUUACAAUCUUGUGAAUUUUUGUUUAAUUUUUGCCUUUUAAAGAUGCAUCAAGAAUUACAAACAUUUCUGGUAAGCAGAUCGUGAAUAAUGGUGGUGUGGUGAGUUUGUUUUGUUUAGCGGAAGGUAAUCCAACGCCAAUGAUAACUUGGACAAAAGUUGCUGAUAACAGUCGAGUGAACUUCCCUUUGACCAUCCGUGGUAGUCAGGAUGAAAGACUGUACAUAUGUACAGCUGAGAAUGGUGUUGGAAGCCCUGUAACUAAGUUUGUCAACAUGACAGUGCGUUGUGAGUGUUGA
This is a messenger RNA of Pocillopora meandrina, 672 nucleotides long. Lineage: Eukaryota; Metazoa; Cnidaria; Anthozoa; Scleractinia; Pocilloporidae. The record is from the annotation of a GenBank genome assembly.